Messenger RNA from Phascolarctos cinereus (koala), 566 nucleotides. It is a transcript of the gene MIF, whose product is annotated as macrophage migration inhibitory factor. The record is from RefSeq and is a predicted model, not a curated record. NCBI's taxonomy places the organism in Eukaryota, Metazoa, Chordata, Mammalia, Diprotodontia, Phascolarctidae. Gene Ontology annotation, molecular function: phenylpyruvate tautomerase activity; cytokine activity.
GCGCCCCGCCCCCUCCGCGCGUGGUCCGUCGGGGCGCUUAGUGGGUGCGGAAGUGCAGAGGCUCAUUCGGCUUAUCCCAGCCCCGCUCACUCCUCCCCGUGCCGCCGCCCGCCGGAGCCGCAGCCAAGAUGCCGAUGUUCGUGGUGCAGACCAAUGUGCCGCGCUCCGCGGUGCCCGACUCCCUGCUGAGCGAGCUCACGACGCAGCUGGCCAAGGCCACGGGCAAGCCGGCCCAGUACAUCGCCGUGCACAUCUCGGCCGACCAGCUGAUGGCUUUUGGGGGCUCCACGGACCCGUGCGCCCUCUGCAGCCUUCAUAGCAUCGGCAAGAUCGGCGGGCCCCAGAACAAGGCAUACAGCCAGCAGCUCUGUGGCCUGCUCACCAAGCACCUCAAAAUUCCCGGGGACAGGAUCUACAUCAAUUACUACGACAUGAACGCAGCCAAUGUGGGCUGGAAUGGGUCCACCUUUGCCUGAGCUCCCCUGCUGUGUGUGCUCCUGUCCUGGCCCAGGCUCCCAAGCUAGGUCCCUUUGCUGUCUGGUCACUCACUGCCUGGUUCUUGUCUA